This is a messenger RNA of Vombatus ursinus (common wombat), 2991 nucleotides long. Its product is annotated as zinc finger protein 260-like. The transcript is spliced from 5 exons. The coding region runs from base 88 to 2397 and encodes 769 amino acids. Gene Ontology annotation, biological process: regulation of transcription by RNA polymerase II. The record is from RefSeq and is a predicted model, not a curated record. NCBI's taxonomy places the organism in Eukaryota, Metazoa, Chordata, Mammalia, Diprotodontia, Vombatidae. Gene Ontology annotation, molecular function: DNA-binding transcription factor activity, RNA polymerase II-specific; RNA polymerase II cis-regulatory region sequence-specific DNA binding.
UCACGUGACCUGUGUCCACAGCUGUCCCAUGCUCAGCCUGCAGAGGAUUUGGUCCUUCCCAGCAAGUAUAGCUUUGAGCCUGAGGACAUGGGCCCGGGAUUCCUGGGAAGCCCAGCGCCGGAGUCACUGACCUUCAGAGAUGUGACUGUGGACUUCUCUGGGGAGGAGUGGAGACGCCUGGAUCCCUCUCAGAAGGAGCUCUACAAGGAGGUGAUGCUGGAGAACUACAGGAACCUGGUAUUCCUAGGGCUUCCGGUUCCCCAAAGAGACAUGAUCUCUCAGUUGGAGCGAGGGGAAGCCCCGUGGAUGCUGGAGAAAGAAAGUUCAAGAGGCUCCUAUCUAGAUUGGGAGUCUAAGCCUGAAGCCAAAGAGUUUACUGUAAAGCUGGGCAUUACUAUGCAAGAAUCAUCCCAGGAGAGAUUCACAGGCACCAGUUCCUGGGACUUCAAGGUGGGAGAAACCUGGAAAAGUGAUGUCUCAUUAGGAAAGAAGUGCAAACAGGAGAGUCAUUCCGAGGAAUUAUCAUUUCAUUCCAGGAAAAUUCCCAGGGAUGUCAGAGACCUUGAAUGUAAUAAACUUGGAGAAAGCAUCAGUUUGAGGUUAGUCUUUUCUGAAAAACAACAGACAGUUCCUAUAGCAAAGAGUCAAAAUAAAUGGGAUGCAUUUGGGGAAAGCUUCAGACAGCAUUCAAGCCUAAUGAAGAAAUUUGCCUCAGGAGAGGUACAAUCCAAGUAUAAUGAAUGUGGGGAACUCUUCGGUUAUCAGACAGACCUCAUUCAGUGUCAUAGUAAGGUUGCUGGAGAGAAACGUUUUGAAUGUAAUGAAUGUGGAAAGGCCUUCAACCUGAGCACAAACUUUAUUAGACAUCAGAAAACUCAUACUAGAAAGAACCACUAUAAAUGUGACGAAUGUGGGAAGACUUUCACUCAGAGCACAAAGUUUGUUUACCAUCAGAAAAUUCAUACUACAGAAAAACCCUAUAAAUGCAAUGAAUGUGGCAAAGCCUUCAAACAACACUCAUCCCUUAGUUACCAUCAGAGAAUACAUACUGGAGAAAAACCAUAUGAGUGUGCUGAAUGUGGAAAACAUUUCAGUCGGACACCAGACCUUAUUAGACAUCGGAAAAUUCAUACUGGAGAAAAGCCUUUUAAAUGUGCUGAAUGUGGGAAGGCCUUCAGCCAAAGCACAUAUCUGACUGUACAUCAGAGAAUUCAUAAUGGAGAUAAACCCCAUAAAUGUAAUGAAUGUGGAAAAGCCUUCAACCAACAAUCAUCCCUUAAUUACCAUCAGAGAAUUCAUACUGGAGAGAAACCUUAUGCAUGUAAUCACUGUGGAAAGGCCUUCAGCCGUAGCACAGAUCUGAUUAAACACCAGAAAACGCAUAGUGGAGAAAAGCCUUUUAAGUGUAAUGAAUGUGGAAAAGCCUACAGUCAGAAUACAAGACUUAUUUGCCAUCAGCGAAUUCAUACUGGAGAGAAACCCCAUAUAUGUAAUGAAUGUGGUAAAGCCUUUAUCGAUAGCUCAUCCCUUAAUAUGCACCAGCGAAUUCAUACUGGAGUAAAGCCGUUUGAAUGUAAUCAGUGUGAGAAGGCCUUCAGCCGAAGCACAGACCUUAUUAGACAUCAGAAGAUUCAUACUGGAGAGAAGCCUUAUGAAUGUAAUGAAUGUGGGAAGGCCUUUAGCCAGAGCACAAACCUUACUGUACAUCAAAGAAUUCACAAUAGAGAUAAGCCCCAUAAAUGUAACGAAUGUGGGAAAGCCUUCAACCAACAUUCAUCUCUUACUUACCAUCAGAGAAUUCACACUGGCGAGAAGCCCCAUAAAUGUAAUGAAUGUGGAAAAGCCUUCAUUGAUAGCUCAUCCCUUACUUAUCAUCAGAGAAUUCAUACUGGAGAAAAACCCUAUGUAUGUGGUCAGUGUGGGAAGGCCUUCUAUCGAAGCACAGAUCUUAUUAAACACCAGAAAACUCAUACUGGAGAAAAGCCUUAUAAAUGUGAUGAAUGUGGGAAGGCUUAUAGCCAGAAUGCAAAACUUAUUUGCCACCAGAGAAUUCAUACUGGAGAGAAACCACAUAAAUGUAAUGAAUGUGGCAAGGCCUUCAAUGAUAGCUCCUCCCUUACUGUACAUCGGAGAAUUCACAGUGGAGAAAAACCUUAUGAAUGCAAUCAAUGUGGGAAGGCUUUCAACCGCACACCAGACCUUGUUAGACACCAGAAAAUUCAUACUGGAGAGAAACCUUAUAAAUGUAAUGAAUGUGGCAAGGCCUUCAGUAGGAAUACACUACUUAUCUACCAUCAAAGAAUUCAUACCGGAGAGAAACCUUAUGAAUGUGAUAAGUGUGGCAAGGCCUUCAGCAGAAGCACACACCUUAUUAGACAUCAGAAAAUGCAUAUUUGAAGAACCCUUGUAAAUAAAUGUGGAAAGGCCUUUAGCCAGUACACCAACUUUAGGAGUACACCAAAACUCCCAACCCCUUCAAAUGUAAUCCAAGUGGGAAAGCUUUCAGACAACAUUCAUCCCUUAUUUAUCAUCUGAGAAGUGUAUUGUAGAGAAACCCUACAAUGUAAUGUGGAAAGUCUUUUGACCCAAAAAGAUUUCUAACCAUCAGAAAGUUCCUAAUAAAUGUGAUGCAUAUUGGAAGACCAUAUUCAGUGACUGUCUGUCACCUCUAGGAUAAAAUACAAGCUCCCUUUCCUGGCAUUACCCUUCCACACUCAUUUCACAUUCCUUUGUGCAGUCUACACUGAUGCUGAACUGGCCUGUUUGCUGUUUCCUGAACCAAGUUUUCCAUUCUUCCUUCUACCUUUGUACCUGCUAUGCUGCUCGCUUGAAAUAUCCACUCCUGCUCAUUCCACCUUUUAGAACUCUCCAAUUCCUUAUGAGCUCCUUAUCAUUCUCUUAUAAGCUCAAUUCCGAUGUCCCCAUUUUCAGGAUACUUUUCAUAAUCCUUCUAGUUGUACUCUUUUCCUCUGCAAAUUACCUUUCACUUAC